This is a messenger RNA of Gamsiella multidivaricata, 1960 nucleotides long. Its product is annotated as major facilitator superfamily domain-containing protein. The coding region runs from base 170 to 1870 and encodes 566 amino acids. Lineage: Eukaryota; Fungi; Mortierellomycota; Mortierellomycetes; Mortierellales; Mortierellaceae. Gene Ontology annotation, molecular function: transmembrane transporter activity. Gene Ontology annotation, biological process: transmembrane transport. The transcript is spliced from 6 exons. The record is from RefSeq and is a predicted model, not a curated record.
CGAGCUUUCCCUUCCCUCUUCCCUCUCCUCUUCUAUCCUUGCUCCGUUUCUGCUACUCUUCUCUGCGAUACUGAAUCGGCUAGGUCUUCAUUCCGCUUCACGUCCUUCAGUUAUCUCCUCCUUCCACCCUCCCGGUCAUCUGCAAGCACAGCAACUUGACUCAUACAUAAUGGAGAAUAACACGGCCCUAGAGGAGAAAGGUGCUCCUGUUAAGAACAUUGUACAGGAUGACACUCCCACAAAGAUCCUGGACCGCUCCUCCUUCACACACAGGCAGUACAUGUACCUCGUUGUAGGUGUGCUGGUCCAGGCCUUUUUGUACUCGUUCGAGGUGAACUUGAUGUACGGCUGCCAAAGUAAUAUUGUGGCCGCCCUCAUUUCCUCUUCGUUGAUCAGUGUCCUCCCCACCAUCCUCCAGAUCCUGUCAGCGGCCCUUGUACCGUUCUACACUAAGGUGUCUGAUGUCGUCGGUCGCGCUGAGGCUUUGACCUUCGCCAUGGUUUUCUACUUGAUCGGCUACACCAUUCAGGGUACAUCCAGCACCUUCAAGCAAUACGCCCUCGGCCAAAUUGCGUACGGUAUCGGUUCAACUGGCAUGUUGACCUUGACUCAAGUCUUGAUCGCAGACACGACCUCGUUGAUCAACCGUGGUAUUGUCUUUGCGCUCUGGGACCUUCCAUCAGCCGUCAACAUCUUCGCGACCCAACCUCUUAUCGAUCCGCUGUCCGGACCUGGUCGCAACUGGCGCAACGUCUACCUCGUCGUCGGCCUUCUUUCCGCCGUUGGCGCUGUCGCGAUCCUCACACCUCUUUGGUACCUGCAAAAGAAGGUUCAGCGCAAGGGCGUCAAAGUUCACCGACGAUCUUUGGGCUGGUUGCUGCACGAAUAUGAUGCUAUCGGAGCCUUGCUGAUCACUUUGGGUAUGAGUCUUACGCUGUUGCCUAUGAUCCUUGCCAAAACCUUCGAGGGCAACUGGAAGAACGGAAAGAUUCUCGGUAUGUUCAUUUCUGGAGUGAUCGCGUUGGCACUCUUGGCUUUCUGGGAACUCAAAUACACGGACAAGCCCAUCAUGCCCAUGAGAAUCUGGAUGAACCGUACCUGCUUUGGUGGAUUGGUCGUCGGCUUCUUCAUGACUGUCAUGGCCUCAAUGAACUGGAUGUACUUUACUCUGUACUUAGUCGUGUCGCGCAACCUGGGCUUUGACGACGCAUAUUUGCUGGAACGUGGUUACCAAGUAGCAUAUCUGGUCUUCCAGCUGCUCACUGCGAUGCUCAUGAAGCGUUACAACACAUACCGUCCGUUCAUCUGGAUUGGUAUCGUUGUCCACACAGCUGGUAUUGGUUUAAUGAUUCCCGCGCGUCUGCCAACGUCCUCGGAUGCGUUUGUAGUCAUUUCGCAGACAAUUGUCGGUGCUGCAGGAGGAAUGGCUAACAUUGCAAGUUCCGUGGCUGUUACUGGUGCGGUGGGAAGGAAGGACAUUGCAACAGUUAUUGGUGUUACGCAGAUUAUGGGUUCUUUCGGAAGCGCCUUUGGCAAUGCCUUGGCUGGAGGCGUCUGGACACAGUAUCUCCCACAAAGACUGGCUAUGCACAUCACGGGCCCUUAUGACGAGUUCCUGGCCAUGAACAGCCCGACUGUAUACAUUCCCAGCCUGGAUGAGAUGACUAGGAGCCAGCUUAUCGAGGCAUACAGCGACUCCCAGAAGCUGAUGUCGAUCAUCGCUAUGAGUUUGGCUGUCUUUGCCUGUGCGUGCACAGUACCAAUGCAGUACGUCGAUCUUCUCAAGGAUCAAGCCCCGUCUAUGGAUUCUGCCGAUUCUGAUGCGCGUCUGGCAGAUGCCACUGAAGACAAACCGGAUGAGAAGUCUUAGGACUCCAUCCACUAUUAGUUCUUCCUUGGCUCCAGUUCCAGCUUUAAUACUCUUUAUAUUUAGCAUAAUAAUAUUUCUGUAGUCCCUGUA